UCUGGAAAACAUCUGUUGGGCGAUGUGAUAACAAUUUCAGUUUUUUUUUACUCAGCACAUUUUGAUUUGUAACAAAACUACAAUUUCUGAAUAGAAAUAAAAGCAAUUAUUGAUAGACAGAGAUGUCCAUGCUGCCAAAUUCCACAGACAAGCCCGCUCAGGCGGCCGCGCCACGUCUUUUUGACAACGCGGACCUUGACAAGCUGGCCAUUCAGUUUGUGGGGGACAUGCAGCGAUACCGCGAGAACAUUAUAAUACCCAGGAGCAUGGGGCCGGUGAAGAUCAAGACGAACGAGGAGAAGCUAAUCGAGACGGCUGUGGAGAGCUGCGGCUUCAAAUGUGCAAUGGCAUGCGUUAUGGGAUAUGGUCUUGGCGCUGCCCUUGGUCUGUUCAGUGCCUCCGUUAAUCCCAGUAUGGCCGAUCCGUUUGCCAACGAGAAGAAGCAAACAGCCCGCGAGGUGUUCCGGGAAAUGCGAGCCACCACGCACUCCUAUGCCAAGAAUUUCGCCCUAAUUGGUGCAGUCUUCUCCGUAGUCGAGUGCGCGAUUGAGAGUAAACGUGGCGUCACCGACUGGCGCAACGGCACCUACGCUGGCGGCAUCACCGGCGGUCUGAUUGGUCUGCGCGCCGGCAUCAAGGCUGGCGUCAUUGGCGGCCUGGGCUUUGCGGCCUUCUCCACGGCCAUCGACUACUAUAUGCAUUCUAGAUAGGCCACGCACACGCACAGCUUUGGAUCCCCAUCCCAUCCCAUUCGUUUUUAUCGUAUAAAUGUUUCUUUCUAAU
Messenger RNA from Drosophila obscura, 783 nucleotides. Its product is annotated as mitochondrial import inner membrane translocase subunit Tim22. Gene Ontology annotation, cellular component: TIM22 mitochondrial import inner membrane insertion complex. Gene Ontology annotation, molecular function: transmembrane protein transporter activity. The coding region runs from base 123 to 710 and encodes 195 amino acids. NCBI's taxonomy places the organism in Eukaryota, Metazoa, Arthropoda, Insecta, Diptera, Drosophilidae. The record is from RefSeq and is a predicted model, not a curated record. Gene Ontology annotation, biological process: protein insertion into mitochondrial inner membrane. The transcript has 3 exons.